AUGGAGGGCUCCUUGCGGAAGGGAACAGUGCGGUUGCUGUGCGAGGAACUGGCGGGGGAACUAGAAGCGGAGCGAGCGACGGGACUGUCCGUGGAGCUGAAGGUGUUGUGUGCGCUGCGCUUCUUUGCCAGCGGGAGCUUCCAAUCAUCCAUUGGCAGCGAGGAGACAAUCCGUGUGUCGCAGUCGACGACGGCCGAGGAAAAGGCAGUCGUGAAUGAGGGUUUCUUUUGGCGUGGUGCUAUCCCCGGCUUCACCGGAUGCAUCGAUGGCAGCCUCAUAGUCAUUAUCACACCCAAGGGUGAGCGCAAGGCUGCAUUCAUGUGCCGCAAGGGAUACUACACCCUCAGCUGCAUGUUCAUCUGCGACGCGGACAUGGAGAUCCUGGCCGUGGACCCUCUGCGACCGGGGUCGGACCACGAGGCGUUCGUAUGA
Molecule: messenger RNA, 432 nt
Organism: Dermacentor albipictus
Lineage: Eukaryota; Metazoa; Arthropoda; Arachnida; Ixodida; Ixodidae
Product: putative nuclease HARBI1
Source: RefSeq, a predicted model, not a curated record